Messenger RNA from Vespula pensylvanica (western yellowjacket), 2232 nucleotides. RefSeq names its product transcription termination factor 2 (gene lds). Gene Ontology annotation, molecular function: ATP binding; ATP-dependent chromatin remodeler activity. NCBI's taxonomy places the organism in Eukaryota, Metazoa, Arthropoda, Insecta, Hymenoptera, Vespidae. The transcript has 12 exons. The coding region runs from base 1 to 2232 and encodes 743 amino acids. The record is from RefSeq and is a predicted model, not a curated record.
AUGUGGCAAAAUUCUUCUACUAAUUUAAAUAAUAGUUCUUUAGUUAUCUCAGACAGUGAUGAUAAUGUAACUACUAAUACAAGGCAAGAUAUCCUUAUCGAUAGUAGUGACAAUGACGAAUCUAUUUCAAUGGAAAGCAAUAUUGAUGAUGUUAACGAAACCAAUGAAUCUGAGAGUCUAGAAAUGGAUUCAAUUAAUAAAAAUAAUACACCAGAGGAAGCAAGUGAGGAGAAUGCAUUGGCAAUAUCUUAUGCUAAACAAGAGAUUGGAGUUGGUAAUAUAGAUCCAUUGGUAGCACAAGAAAGAGCUCUCCUCUCUUGCAAAUUGCAGCAACUACAAAAUCAAUUAGAAAAAACAAAGUUAUUACUUAAUACUGCAAAUAUAGAGAUAUUACCAGAUAAAGGAAAAAAAUUACAAGAAAGCAUUAUUGUUCAAGAAAAAGAAAUAAAGGAGGUAGAAGCAAAAUUAGAAAGAACACCUUUAGUACAAUCUGUUGAACAAAUGAAUGCAAAAUCUAUGUCUAAUGAUAAACCAGAAGAAACAUCUUUAUCAUCUAAUCAAAUGAAAUAUCUACAAUCUGAUUCUGAAUAUUUUUUUGCGGAUUCUACGGAGUCUUCAGAAUUAAAACCAUUGGGGAAAAAAGCUUUAGAGACUAGAGAACGUGAAUUUACUUUAACGGUAGAAAGAUUACAGGAUUUACAUGGAUCACUUGUAGCUCGACCUUCAGAAGAUGCAAAAGCAGAAGAUCCACCUGGUUUAAAAGUAAAACUAAUGCCUCAUCAACAGCAUGCAUUAGCAUGGCUUAUGUGGAGAGAACAAAAACGACCGCCUGGUGGUGUAUUAGCUGAUGAUAUGGGCCUAGGUAAAACUUUAACAAUGAUCUCCUUAAUCAUGGCUACUGUUGCUCAAGAAGAUGAUAAUGACAGUGAUGAUGAAUGGCAUACUACAAAUAAAUCUAUAACCUAUAAAGGUGGAACACUGGUUGUAUGUCCAGCUUCUUUAUUAUCACAAUGGGAAAAUGAAAUAAAAAGUAAAUGUAAAAAAGGUAUACUGUCAGUAGAAGUUUACCAUGGUAAUAAUAGAGAAAAAUUAGCUAAACGUUUAGCAAAAUAUGAUGUUGUUAUUACAACAUAUAAUAUAUUAUCCAGGGAAUUUAAAACCAUGUCUACAAUUCAUUGGAAAAGAGCAAUACUUGAUGAAGCACACAUAAUAAGAAAUUAUAAAAGUCAAGUAUCUCAAUCAGUAUGUUGUCUUAUAGCAAGUCAUCAAAGAUUAGCAACUGUUAUGAAGACUCUUAUGCUUCGAAGAACAAAACAAGAACUCCAAGCACAAGGUGCUCUAGAAAGUUUACCUACUAAAAAUUUUGAAGAAGUGGAAGUAAAACUUGAUUCUCAAGAACAAUUAGUCUACGAAAAAGUUUUAAUAUAUUCUCGUACGCUUUUUGCACAAUUUUUAUCGCAAAGAGCAGAAAAAGAUCAUAUGGCAGACUUAAUGUCUGGAAUGUAUGAUAAGCCAUCUUUUUUGUCAAAUCCAAAUAAAAAUACACAAUUUACAAAGGCUCAAAAUCAGUUACUUUCGCUGCAUGCUGAUGUUAAAACGCACGAAAUUUUGGUACUUCUAUUACGUCUUCGCCAAAUAUGUUGUCAUCCGGCGUUAAUUCAUGCUAUGUUGGAUCAAAAUGAUUUGGAACAAAAUGAAAUAACGGAUGAAGAAAAUAUAAAAGCAGUACUCAAUAUGGUCACACAAAUUUUAGACAAAGGAGAUAAGCUUAUUAUUGUUUCACAAUGGUCAAGUAUGUUAGAAAUUAUUGGAUCUCAUUUAUCUACAAUAAAAGGGGCAACAUUUAGAGAAUUUUCAGGCAAAGUGCCUAUUAAAGAUCGACAAGUUAUAAUAGAUUCUUUCAAUGAUCUAUCUGGAGAUCCAAAAAUUUUGUUACUUUCACUUACUGCUGGUGGAGUUGGACUAAAUCUUGUAGGAGGAAAUCAUCUAUUACUUAUUGACAUUCACUGGAAUCCCCAGUUAGAAACACAAGCUCAAGAUAGGAUAUAUCGAUUUGGUCAAAAAAAAGACGUCUUUAUUUAUAAGUUUAUUUGUAAAAAUACUAUAGAAGAACGUAUCAAACGCUUACAAGAAAAUAAAUUGGCCAUAUCUCAAAACGUAUUAAGUGGUGAAAAGAACCAACUUGUUUCAAAAUUAUCGCUUAAUGACCUUAAAUCUCUUUUUGCUCUUUGA